Leishmania mexicana MHOM/GT/2001/U1103 is the source of this 402-nucleotide messenger RNA. Its product is annotated as 60S ribosomal protein L32. Gene Ontology annotation, biological process: translation. Gene Ontology annotation, cellular component: cytosolic large ribosomal subunit; ribosome. Gene Ontology annotation, molecular function: structural constituent of ribosome. Bases 1 to 402 code for a protein of 133 amino acids. The transcript has a single exon. The record is from RefSeq and is a predicted model, not a curated record. NCBI's taxonomy places the organism in Eukaryota, Euglenozoa, Kinetoplastea, Trypanosomatida, Trypanosomatidae.
AUGGUCAAGCCAGUGGUCACAAAGUCCGUGGUGAAGAAGCGCACGAAGCGCUUCACCCGCCAUCGCCAUGAGCUCUUCCCGCAGCUGAGCUCCAGCUGGCGCAAGCCGCGUGGUGAGGACUCCCCGGUCCGCCGCCGCUACAAGGGCCAGAAGGCAAUGCCGAACAAGGGUUACGGUAGCGACCGCGCCACCAAGUACAUCACCCCGUCCGGCUUCAAGAGCUUCCCGAUCCAAAACGUGCAGGACCUGUACAUGCUCGUGAUGCAGAACCGCAAGUACGCUGGCGUCAUCUCUCACACUGUCGGUGCCAGGUCUCGCAAGGCCAUCGUCCGCAAAGCCCACGAGCUCGAUGUCCGCCUAAUUAACGGCGGUGCCAAGCUGCGCAAGCUGGAGAGCAACUAG